AUGCUGGACUUCACCACGAACAUAGAAGCCACGCCAGGCGAAUACUCCAUGGAGAUCUCGCUCGGCACGCUGCCUCAGAAAUUCGUCGCCAUCGCCGACACGGGCAGCGACCUCGUCUGGCUCGAGUGCAAAGCGUGCACCGUGUGCAUGAAUGCUUCGGCGGUCUUCGACCCGUCCGUCCCUCUCUUCCACUUACAGCCAGCUGGGAUGCAACGGGUGCAAUGUCCUAGGCAGCAACGAGGUCACCUGCACGCCCAACUGCCAGUACACGUACGAAUACGGCGAUCUAUCGAUGACCCAGGGAGAUUUCUCCCUCGACACUCUCACUCUGCAGAACACGAACGGCACCUCCACGGCCAUCGACAAUCGCCCCCUUCCUCAACAACGUUAACAAAUUCUCCUACUGCCUGCUCGCGCGCUACGACCCCGCUGCGGCCCGCGGCCCGCAGCCCGCUGCUCUUCGGCAAGAGCGCCGUGCCCACGAACGUGAGCUUCACCGUGUUCACCCCCCAGCUGACGCCGUACGAGCCCAGCGUCGUCCCGUUCUACUACGUCAACCUGACUGACAUCUCGGUUGGCGGCGCGGCGCUGAACAUCCCGGCCUCGGCCUUCGCCAUCGACACCCAAGGCAACGGCGGCGUGAUCUUCGACUCCGGUACCACGUACACGCUCCUCAACACCGUCGCCUAUCGCAGCGUCGUCGACACCUUCACGUCGCAGAUCGGCACCACGUACCCCCGAGUCAACCUAUUAAGCCUGACGGGGCUCGAGGUGUGCUACAACACUACGGCUUUGUCGAACGUGUCUGCUCCCAACGUCGUCUUCAAUUUUGAUGGCGCGGAUUUCGACCUGCCGUCCGAGAACAUCGUCAUUCUGUUCACGACCACUGGCACUGACACCGUCAUGUGCUUGGCGUCAUUGCAAUCAAUAUCCCUGCAUGUUGGUUUUGCAGCGAUUUUAGUUCAAAAUAUGAGUUAA
Molecule: messenger RNA, 978 nt
Organism: Marchantia polymorpha subsp. ruderalis
Lineage: Eukaryota; Viridiplantae; Streptophyta; Marchantiopsida; Marchantiales; Marchantiaceae
Source: the annotation of a GenBank genome assembly